Eriocheir sinensis (Chinese mitten crab) is the source of this 2799-nucleotide messenger RNA. Its product is annotated as muscarinic acetylcholine receptor gar-2-like. Lineage: Eukaryota; Metazoa; Arthropoda; Malacostraca; Decapoda; Varunidae. Gene Ontology annotation, molecular function: G protein-coupled receptor activity. Gene Ontology annotation, cellular component: membrane. The transcript has a single exon. Gene Ontology annotation, biological process: adenylate cyclase-activating adrenergic receptor signaling pathway. The record is from RefSeq and is a predicted model, not a curated record. The annotation marks the transcript as partial.
CCUGAACCUUCCUAUGUAUGGUGUCUUACGCUUCCUUGUUUUCCCAGGCGGAAGGUAAAGCUCAUCCAGCCACCUCGAGGAGACGACGUGCAGGGCCCCGAGUGGCUGGAGGAGGCGGCAAGCGGGACCCUCGACGGAUGGCUGGACGGGGCCGCCACGGGUGACCUCCCCUGGGCCCCAGACAACGUCACCACCGCCACCGCCACCACUGCCACCGCCGCCGCCGCCGCCACUGCAGCUGUUGCCUGCGUCGCUAAUGGAUCGCUUGUGUGUGGCGGCGAGAACGAGACCUCCAUCUUCGACAGCCCUCCACCCUUCAGCCUUCCGUCAACAGUGUUCAUAGGAGUCUGCCUCAGUCUGUGCAUCGCCAUCACCGUCCUUGGCAACAUCCUAGUACUCAUGGCCUUUUUCUGUGAGCGAGCCAUUCGACAACCCUCCAACUAUUUCCUCGCGUCCCUGGCCGUUACGGAUAUCUUAAUAGGGUCGGUGUCGAUGCCCUUUUACACCGUGUAUGUGUUAGUCGGGUACUGGGACUUGGGACCCAUCCUAUGCGACCUGUGGCUCUCCGUCGACUACACCGUCUGUCUGGUGUCUCAGUUCACCGUCCUUCUCAUCACCAUUGACCGCUUCUGCUCCGUUAAAAUUGCCGCCAAGUAUCGCGCCUGGCGCACCAAGAAUCGAGUCAUCAUCAUGGUGCUGGUGACGUGGGUGGUGCCGGCGUUGCUUUUCUUUGUCAGCAUCUUUGGGUGGGAGCAUUUCAUCGGAUAUCGUGAUCUAGGGCAAGGCCAGUGCAUGGUGCAGUUCCUGAAGGAUCCCGUCUUCAACACCUCACUCAUCGUCGCCUACUAUUGGAUACCCCUUAUAGUCCUUUUCAUCCUUUACGCAGGCAUCUACCAAACCGCCUACGAAAUGUCCAAGAAAGCUAGAGAGAAAAGGAAGCAAGCGCAAGCCAUGAUGAACCUGGGGCCAGCGAACGUUCCGGCCAGCUCCAAGCCCACUCCCGCGCCGGCAAAGAACUCUAAACUCGCCCCAUCCAAUAAAGCCCGAAAGAACGACGUUAGCAAUAUCAUGACUAUCUCCAAGACCCAGAGCACUCUCUUGAGCCAGGACCUGCCCAGGCCUGAGCCGCAAGUCACCUGCACCACGCCAGCCUCCAUUGACACUGCCUGCUCACAAAAGACGUCCUCCAAAACCUUGGCAGACGUGACAAACUAUUUAGAGAAGAAAAUUCUGGAAAAAGAGCCAGAGAAAUCAAGCAGCGGCAUCGAGAGCGAGGACGAGAAACGCCCCAGCAACGCAAGCCUAUCAAAAGUGGAGCAACCGACAUGCAGCCUUCCGUCCGUCCUGCCACGCAGCCUGCCGGCAAUGGCCGCCCGAUGCCUUCUGGACGUAGACACCUCCAACUCCUCCCUCGUUCAGCCCACCAUUCAGCCUGUGCCGGCUGAUUCUGCAGCGGCGUUACUCAGCUACAGCCAGUGGGGCAACGGGGACCUGGUGCAGGCAGGGGAUCGGCCCCUCGGCCACCUAGACGGGCUGCCCAUCGUGCCGCCGCCGCCACCGCCGCCCCCUUCCACGCAGUUUGGCAUCAACCCCCUGGCGGCCUCCACGCCUCUUAGCCCUGUCACCGCAUCCCUCCUGGAACCUAUCGCGCCCCCGGCCAUGUUCGCCGACCUCCCGUCACCGUCUCCGCCGCCGCUGCCGUCACGCCCCACCUCGCUGGACCUGAAGGUCACCACGCCCACCGGCCCGGACUCAGUCAAGUCCAUGGACACGAGUGACAUGAGGUUCAUGGAUGAGAGCUCCAUCGUCGUUCCGUCGCCUGUGGUGGAGACGCCGCCAUCUUCCACCUGGACGCACCAGAAUGGCACGCUCUCCGCGGACGACAAGGCGCGGUGCCUCGACUCCCCCACGACGCUGCCCUCCCCCUCGAACACACUCACGCCGACCCCGAUCGCCUCUGUCAAUGGAAACGGGUCUCUCUGCUACGGCUCCGACUCAGUGCGUUCCUUCCCUAAGCCAACCUCGCCGCCACCACCUAACCCAACCCCCACAGAAGACAACACUCUGGGCCAAUCUCCACCCAGGCAGCCUGGGCCCCCGCACGCCACCGUCACCACCACCACACCAGCCACCAACACUUCCACUUCCGUCCUCGCGCCCCCUGUGCUCGCUGUAGCCCCUGAGAGUGAGUCGAACAGCAUGGACAACUUCCCCUGUCCGGUCAAUGGCGGCCUCCGGGGAGACUCCAUCGCGCAGCACAGCCAAGGACAUGAGAGCAGCAUUGAGCCGGACAGUUACGCCGAGCCUUCACAAACAGAGGAAAAAACAAAGCCUAAAAAGGAGGUCCUCAGAGCUCUCCGAAAGAAAAUCCGGCUCAAGAAGAAAAACAAAGACCCUGAGAAGGACAAAAAAUCAAAAUCCCACAACCGUGCGAACAAGGCCUUGAGGACUAUCUCGGUGAUCAUGGGCGCCUUCGUGGCCUGCUGGACGCCUUACCACAUCAUUGCCAUCAUGGAGUCAUUUUGUCAGUGCACCAACGCUCACGUUUAUAUGUUUUUCUACUUCCUCUGUUACGCCAAUAGCCCAAUCAACCCCUUCUGUUACGCGCUCGCCAACCAGCAAUUCAAAAAGACCUUCACGAGGCUCCUCAAGGGUGACUUUCAUAUGAGCUAAGCGUGAGCGUGAACCAGAUAAUGAUACAAAUAUGUGUGUGUAUGUGUUACUAAGACAACAUAUAGCUGGUUGCAUAGCGGGACCCUGCGAGUGUGUGUGUGUGUGUGUGUGUGUGUGUGUGUGUGU